Messenger RNA from Owenia fusiformis, 1233 nucleotides. The record is from the annotation of a GenBank genome assembly. NCBI's taxonomy places the organism in Eukaryota, Metazoa, Annelida, Polychaeta, Sabellida, Oweniidae.
AUGGGGGCACCUGUAAUACAAAUUCAAGUCUCACCAACUACAAAUCUUGACAUUAGAAGUCCUAACAUCACAAAUGCCACAAUAAGUUUUGUAACCACAAACCCUAAUGCCAGUACAAAUGCUGCACGUCUAAACGCUGCCAAUAUUGACGCCACGAGUACUAUCGUCACAAAUAACAUGAGGAAUUUUGACACCGCAAAUCCUAACGUCAGUAUUAGUACAAAUUCUACGAGUUCAAACGCCACCAGUCGUGACGCCACAAGUCCUAACGUCACAAACGACAAAGUAAGUUUUGACAUCACAAGUUCUAAACCCAGUAGAAGUACUAAUUCUACGAGUCCGACAGUCACAAAUUCUGACACUACAAGUCCCAACGUUACAGAUGACUCAAUGAGUUUUGACACCAAAAACCCUAACGUCAGUAAAGGUACUAACGAUACAAGUUCAAACGCCACAAAUCUUGACACCACAAGUCUUAACGUCACAAAUAACAUAGUAAAUUUUGACACUACAAGUCCUAACGUCAAUUUUCACAAUAUGACUUUUAAUGAUACACGUACUAACUCCACGAGUCAAGGCGUUGCAAAUCCAAGUAUUGAAACUCCAAGUUCUAAUGACAUUCAUCACACUAGAAGAUUUUCAGCAAGUCUAGAAACCUCAAGUUCAAAAUCCACGAGACUUGAAACAAGUUCUAUCGCCACAAGUAUUACAACGCGACUGCAAACCACACGUCCUAUUACAACAAGGCUUGACACCCUAAGCACUAGAACCUCAAGACUUGAUACCACGAACACUAGAACCAUAAGGCUUGACACCACGAGUUCUAGUACCACAAGGUUUGACACCCCAAGUUCUAGAACCACAAGGCUUGGCGCCACAAACACAAGAACCACAAGGCUUGACACCACUGGCACUGUUACACCAAGCAUGCAGAAGAGCGAGAAAAGCAGUCUCGAAUGGGAUAGAAUGAGAGAACUGAACACUCCAUCUUACAAGAACACGUAUGCGGUGAUAGCACAGCAAGCACACAACAUCGCACACAAUAUCUCACAAGUCAUGAAACAAUAUAGAAAUAUGAACAUGCUAUCAAAGUAUUCUAUAACAAAGAUAGAAAAUGCCAAUUGUUGCCAGUACCUGCCAUUUAUUUCAACGGCUGAUAUUCCCAAUGAUAAUGUAAGUAAAGCAUAUAUAUUGAGGCGAUUGCAUGAAAAAGAAAGUUCCUAUGAUUUGUAG